CCAUGCAGCUUACAACAGUGUCAUCCACUUCUGCCCAGUCUGCAGCUUCCACAGUGGGUCCAGCUUCUACAGUGUCAUCCACAUCUGCUCAGUCUACAUCUGCUCAGUCUGCAGCGUCUACAGUGUCUACAGCUUCUACAGUGUUAUCCACAUCUGCUCAGUCUACAUCUGCUCAGUCUGCAGCUUCUACAGUGUCAUCCACUUCUGCCCAGUCUGCAGCUUCCACAGUGGGUCCAGCUUCUACAGUGUCAUCCACAUCUGCUCAGUCUACAUCUGCUCAGUCUGCAGCGUCUACAGUGUCUACAGCUUCUACAGUGUCAUCCACAUCUGCUCAGUCUGCAGCUUCCACAUUGGGUCCAGCUUCUACAGUGUCAUCCACAUCUGCUCAGUCUACAUCUGCUCAGUCUGCAGCUUCCAUAGUGGGUCCAGCUUCUACAGUGUCAUCCACAUCUGCUCAGUCUACAUCUGCUCAGUCUGCAGCGUCUACAGUGUCUACAGCUUCUACAGUGUCAUGUCAUCUGCACAUCUGCUCAGUCUACAUCUGCGUCUCAGUCUCUGCAGAGUCUACAGUGUCUACAGCUCCACAGUGUCAUCCACAUCUGCUCAGUCUGCAGCUCUGCAGCACAUUGGGUCCAGCUUCUACAGUGUCAUCCACAUCUGCUCAGUCUACAUCUGCUCAGUCUGCAGCUUCCACAGUGGGUCCAGCUUCUACAGUGUCAUCCACAUCUGCUCAGUCUACAUCUGCUCAGUCUGCAGCGUCUACAGUGUCUACAGCUUCUACAGUGUCAUCCACAUCUGCUCAGUCUGCAGCUUCCACAUUGGGUCCAGCUUCUACAGUGUCAUCCACAUCUGCUCAGUCUACAUCUGCUCAGUCUGCAGCUUCCACAGUGGGUCCAGCUUCUACAGUGUCAUCCACAUCUGCUCAGUCUACAUCUGCUCAGUCUGCAGCGUCUACAGUGUCUACGGCUUCUACUGUGUCAUCCACAUCUGCUCAGUCUACAUCUGCUCAGUCUGCAGAGUCUACAGUGUCUACAGCUUCUACAGUGUCAUCCACAUCUGCUCAGUCUGCAGCUUCCACAUUGGGUCCAGCUUCUACAGUGUCAUCCACAUCUGCUCAGUCUACAUCUGCUCAGUCUGCAGCUUCCACAGUGGGUCCAGCUUCUACAGUGUCAUCCACAUCUGCUCAGUCUACAUCUGCUCAGUCUGCAGCGUCUACAGUGUCUACGGCUUCUACUGUGUCAUCCACAUCUGCUCAGUCUACAUCUGCUCAGUCUGCAGAGUCUACAGUGUCUACAGCUUCUACAGUGUCAUCCACAUCUGCUCAGUCUGCAGCUUCCACAUUGGGUCCAGCUUCUACAGUGUCAUCCACAUCUGCUCAGUCUACAUCUGCUCAGUCUGCAGCUUCCACAGUGGGUCCAGCUUCUACAGUGUCAUCCACAUCUGCUCAGUCUACAUCUGCUCAGUCUGCAGCGUCUACAGUGUCUACGGCUUCUACUGUGUCAUCCACAUCUGCUCAGUCUACAUCUGCUCAGUCUGCAGAGUCUACAGUGCCUGCAGCUUCUACAGUGUCAUCCACUUCUGCUCAGUCUACAUCUGCUCAGUCUGCAGCUUCCACAGUGGGUCCAGCUUCUACAGUGUCAUCCACAUCUGCUCAGUCUACAUCUGCUCAGUCUACAACUUCUACGGUAUCUACUGCCUCGACAGUGUCAUCGACAUCUACACAGUCUACAGCUUCUACAGUAACUACAGCCUCUACAAAAUCUACAGCAGCUUCUGAACAAACAGCACCUGAUGUGCUAACAUAUCUGGAGUUUAAAUCCAGUGACACAUUUAUAGAUGCAUUCAGCGAUAACACCACUGAGGAGUACAAAAAUAGGUCUAACCUUGUCAGGGAACAGCUUGAGCCUGUCUACAAAAAUAAAUAUUCAAACUUCAACAGACUGUAUGUCCUAGGAUUCAGAAAGGGGUCAGUCAUCACAUCAACACAACUAGCUUUCAUUCUUAAUCAAAAUAUUCCAUCUGUCCAAGAGAUUGCGACAACUCUCGUGACAGCAGUGCAAAACGGAAAUGUCAGUUUGUUGAACAUAAAUCCUCAAUCAAUUUAUGUCAAUGGUUCAGCUCCAGCUACCAUUGUCACUACUGCAGCAACCAUAGCAGCUACAACUUCAGGUGGAUUAAAGACUGAAUCCAGUCUGCUCCAAGCAACAUCCCUCAUUAUUAUGUCUAAGCUGUUGUGGCUUUUCCUAUAGAUCCCUUAAACAUAUACCAAACAAAUAUAAGAGUUCAAUGAUAAACACUAUAACAUAUAAUUAAAAAACCAAAUGAAUUUAUUAUCAUUUCAUGGUAUAUAGGUACAUGAUUAUUUAUUGCAGCACACUCUGAAAUAAUGGUAUAGAGCAAUAUAAAGAUAAGUUUGAUUAUGCAUUUUUCCUCAAAAAUAUAAUUGUGGAUAUUUGUUUAACAGCAGGCUGUUCUGGGAGGGAGAAGUGGAUCUUUUUCCUCAUACAUUUCCUGAUGUAUGCUUUUAAAUGUAAACACUGUAAUGCUGUUUAACUGUUUUGAGGAUAAAUACUGGUCAUACUUAUUUUUCUUUUUUAAUCUAAUAACUUUUAAAAUGGCAAAGUUCUGUUUAUUUUUUAUUAUAAUAUUUAUUUUCAAUAUAUAUAUAUAUAUAUAUAUAUAUAUAUAUAUAUAUAUAUAUAUAUAUAUAUAUUCUAAAAUAUCUUCCUUUCAUGAAGGGACACUGCAAUACUAUACAUGCUAAACAUGACUUUUUGCAAUGCAGUGUUCACUGCUCAAAUGAUUCAACUUUAGUCACCUUUUUUUAUUGUAAGUAGGCUUGCAUGAAACAUUAGUUUGAUGAGCUGUAUGUUGAAAACUGGUAAUAUUUUGCAUUAAAAUCUAGCAAUGUUUGGCAUUACACAAGUCUCAUGGUCAGCUAUUAGUAGUUUAGAGUUAUAAUUAGAGUUAUAAUUUAUUGUCCUUUGCAGGAACUUGUCUUGGACUCAAAGCUGCAGCAAUACACAACAUCAAUCCAAAACAACACUUUGUUACUACAAUUUACUAUUUAAAAUCCCAAUAGAUACGGGUAUAAAUGAAUUCUUAUAGUGAUUACUUCAAUGGAACUUAUAGCGCUUCCCUUAUGGUAAUAAUUGAAGUAAAUAAAACAUGGCUUGAAUCA
Messenger RNA from Puntigrus tetrazona (Sumatra barb), 3181 nucleotides. Its product is annotated as putative GPI-anchored protein pfl2. Bases 3 to 2249 code for a protein of 748 amino acids. NCBI's taxonomy places the organism in Eukaryota, Metazoa, Chordata, Actinopteri, Cypriniformes, Cyprinidae. The transcript is spliced from 5 exons. The record is from RefSeq and is a predicted model, not a curated record.